AUGAACAACGUGACAAUUACCAAACCAAAAGCUGCUAAAACGGCCAGCACUCGUCUUUGUUUCCCUCAGAAGGUCUACAACGUGCUGAAUCUCUGUGAAGAGAACCAUCGGGAACACAUUGUCUCAUGGAUGAACGAUGGGACGGCGUUUAAAGUGCACGACUUGGAACAGUUUGAACGUGAAAUGCUCCCCAAGUAUUUCAACACUCAGAAGUAUGCGAGCUUUACUAGAGCCUUGUGUGCCCAUGGAUUUGAUUGUGUCAGGACGGGAAGACAAACCGGGAUUUACUCCCACCCUAAGUUUAAUCGCAACGACCCUUAUGCUCCUUCGAUGAUAAAGAGAGUGAAGAAAGCGAACAAUACAAAGGCACUGAACAAGCUAUCAAAUCGAAGCAAUGGCUUAUCGUCGCGAGACGGAGGGCGAUCAUUUGUGUUUCCAUCGCUUCUGAAUAAUACUCAAACGCUCAUGGAUGAAGAUGCGAAUGCAUCAGGUUUUGCUCAGCUAUACCAAACGGUUCGGUCUCAAAUAGCGGAUCGAACAACAAAUGCGCUCAUACGCCUUCCACCUGGGUCACAAUACGUCACUUCGGACGAACAAAGUGACGAUGAUAGUACGGGUCGACAAUCGCCAUACAAUCCGAUACCCAAUUCGCACUCAUCAGGCCGCAUCCAUCUUGCUGCAAUCGCCGAGAGGACAGAUGAUCCCAACCUGGUUACUCAGAACUUUGUGCCGACCAUGGACAGUCCUACAAGGGCUAAUCUGAUUUGGGACGAGCCAGAGCAACAUGAGCAAAUCGCUCACAACAACUGUUCGGUCUUCGGCAAUAAUGAACCAUCAAUCCCCUUGUCAUCAGAGCUCAGACUUCCUGCAGAGUCGCAAAUCCUUGGCGACUGCGAUAUAGCACAAGAUGAAGAUGAUUUUGAGCCGAUACCCUGGUCCCCAGAGCAUACCCCAUUGCAAAAUGGUUGCGAACACAGCCAUCCCGACCAAGACAUAUUGCUUUCCUGUUGGGAGCCAAGAGGCAUUCAGGAAAUGACUGAAGAGUCAAAUGAAUUGAAUUCAUGGUAUGAUGCUAUGCCAAUCAUUCCAAAAUCAAGGUACCAAGCGCUGUACGACUUUUCAUCUCCGGUCGCUUUACCUGCUCUUUUCCACUACAUGGAUAUUUCAACAUUUGGAAUGUGCUGGGCAAUGUUCCUCAUUGUUGGGCAUACCAUUCAAGCCUUGUUUACUGCCUUUGGACCAAACACGCAAGACUUGGUCUUGAGUCCAAAGAUCAGUAUGCUGAAGCAUAUUUUCAUGGACAUCAUGUGGAUGCAUUCUCUCCUCUCGGCUAUGGUAUUGGUUCCAGAAUACUUUGGAUCAUCGAGCGUUAUGCUGGCGAUAGCCUUUAUCAGCACCCAACCGCCCAACCUUGCGACUAGUCUAAAGACGCACUAUCACAUGAAUAGCCAGAAGGGCGUGCCUUUUGUCCAUGGAGAAUGGUGGAUUGCAGACAUCGUGAGAUUGAUCUUCUUGGGAUACCUGAUUGCGAUUCUCUGCAUUUGCAUAGGGCACUGUUUUACUAUCGCGAAUCUGAAGCUGAUUGGAAUCUUCAUACUGAACUUGACACCGUUAUUUACUUGUGAAUCCUACAGAAUGCUGCUUUCGAUUCCCGCAAGAUUGGAAGGUCGGCAUGGCGACAAGAAAUACAAAUAG
Molecule: messenger RNA, 1695 nt
Organism: Cylindrotheca closterium
Lineage: Eukaryota; Bacillariophyta; Bacillariophyceae; Bacillariales; Bacillariaceae
Source: the annotation of a GenBank genome assembly